GGUUUUAUAGUACACAUUGUUCAGGGGCGGACAGACAGGCAGCCAGACAGGCAGGCAGGCAGGCAUGCAGGCAGAGAGAAGCUUGCCGGAAUGUACUAUUGGCUGUUUGUGGCAGCUGUAACCCAUGGUAACCCUUGGUUACAGAACACACACACGGCAGAGCAGCAUGACACAAACUGUCACUUAUUGUAUCCGGAAUGAGCUGAGGCGAGAAGGGGGGAAAAGUGAAGGAAAAGAAAGAGGAAUGUGUGCGCAUUGCAAGUGCAGAAGAAACCCUGCUUAUUACCAGCUGACUGCUUCCUUAAUGCUUUAAUGCCGUGCUGUUUAUUUUUGAAUUUACAAUAUCUUCACUGGCUGAAUGUUGCCGUGUCUGGAUUUUGAGUAGAUUUGACCCCACCAGCUGGAUCCAUGGCCUCUCCAAGACAGCUGCUCAGUAGUGCUGCCAAAGCAAAGUCAUUAUUAAGGGGGGAUCAGUAAUUUAGUACUGUUCUGUACAGAAUUUUGCCACAGCACUGUUUUCAAAGGUGACCUGAGAGUAUAGUGCAGUCUAUUUUCAUUGUGAACUAAAUAGCUGCCAUUGAGUCUGCUUUUAUAUGAGCUUGGAUUAGAGUGUCAGAGGAUUGGCUUGAUAGGUUGCAGCUUGUGUUGGACUGGAAGACGAAGGACUAACAGUUGCUUCUGGGUGUAGAUGUAUGAGAGUCCUUUCAAGCCUGUUGCUGACCAAGAUGCAAGUAACCAUCUGGGAGAAUCCAUGAAACCAAAGCAGCAGCCCAAGGGCAGUCUCCAGCAUCAACUGGAUUUGAUAAAGCCACCAGUCGGAAGGGGCUCUUCCCAAGGGAAUGUUACUGAUGUUUCUGAAUCAAAAAGAGAACUAGCAUCAGUUAACAGGAGCUCUCUUCCACAUUCGACAAAUGCUUACACCAAAUCACUACAAAGGAAAGUGACAGGAAGCUCACCUUCAUGCCCGUUUACUUCAGAUAUGUUAAGCCAAAUCCCUGGCUCCCAAACAAGUCCGCUUUCUGCAGCAAAUAUGCCACCAGCCACACAGACAGAAAGUAGUAUUACUACACUUAUAACUUCAAAAAGAGACAAGGGUCUACUGGAGGUCACCGAGCUUGUCUUUGGUAACAUCAAGAGGAAAUAUGGCCGAAAAGACUCGGUGAGAAAUUUGACAUCAUACAAUUCAGAAUUUCAGAUUGGGAAGAAGGCAGGAAAUGACCCUUUGACUGAAACUCCAGAUAAAGCUAAAGAGAAGCAAACUUUUCAGCUUGAAAAAACUAAUGGACCUCUUUCUGGAGGGACCGAGACUGCUGGGAAAAAUGCAGAGAUGGAGGGCAAGUAUCUUCCGGUAGCAGUUCCAGCAAGGGUCGAUGAGUAUAAAGUGCAUCCUUGGAGAAAGAAACAAUAUGGAGAGUCAUUGAAAGAUCCCAUCCCUCUGUGGGAUUUAACAGAGGUGGCCUCUGAGUUGGACAGAAAGGCUGACAGAGGUUUUUCUGAGCCAAAACCUCCAAAUAGGCUUGAGCUAAGGACCACACAUCAGAUUGAAAACAGUCACACUGAGGCAGGGACUGUGGUAGCAAUGACUGAAUUAGCUGACGUAUGUAAGAAUAAGCUGAGGAAAAACCCUGUGAGGAGACCUAAUGCACCAAUGGAACUGUAUCAUCAUGAUACAAAACUUCUAAAACCAAAAGGCAAGGAAAGGUGGUCACAUCUGAAGUCCAAAUCCUCCCAUCACCAGACAAAUAGUAGCUAUCUAACAUCAACUGUCUUGGAGCCUCCUUCAGCUUAUCCCAUAACACCCUCUAGCCCUCUCUAUACCAAUACUGACAGCUUGACAGUCAUCACCUCCUUAAAAAAGAAGCGUGGACGACCAAAAAAACAGCCUUUGCUUACAGUAGAAACCAUUCAUGAGGGAACAUCUAGUAGUCCUAUAAGCCCCAUUUCAGGAGAGUCACUUGGUAAGAAAAGAAGGAAGAAGCAUAAUUUUUCAGGAAUUGAGGUGGCUAAAGUAAAAGCCUCCACUUAUUCUAAACAACUAAACCAUAAUAAAAACGCAGGGAAAACUAAUGUCUGGGACAAGAACAACCUCAAAAAGACAAAAAUGGUCAAGAUGAAUCACAUUUUGAAUGAGAUUUUGUCAUGUUCAACCAACAGUAAUCUGAUUUUGAAAUCCAGAGCUCCUGUGACAAAUGCUAUCUCAACUGUUUCAAAAAUUGAGGCCCACUUGGGCAAGCAGAUCAAUAUAAGUAAGCGAGGGACUAUUUAUAUUGGCAAAAAGAGGGGUAGGAAACCGAAAGCUGAGCUACAGGCCCAGCAAGACCAACACAAAAUCAAUGGUAAGCAUUCUGUGUCUAGCCAAUUUGUGAAUCCAACAGUGCCUUCUAAUCCACAGUCAGUGUUAGCAGUUGCUUCUCCUAGGAUCAUGCCAUUACCCUCUGCUCCAGCUGCAGGUCCUGGUGGGAAACUAUGCCUUGCUAACACAGAGACAGGUCUGAGAGAGUUGAAGACCAUGCCAAAUCUGCAGGUUGUCAGUGCAUUGCUCACAAAAGCUCCAAAGGGUUUUCACAGCAACACCUGGAAGCUCUCCCCCCCUAGACUUAUGACAAACUCACCAUCUCAUCUCUCUGAGGUGACUUCUCUGAAAGAGGGCACCUUGUCUCCCAUCAGCGAGUCCCACAGUGAGGAAACGAUCCCAAGCGACAGUGGAAUCGGAACUGACAACAACAGCACUUCAGAUCAAGCAGAGAAAGGCCCUACAUCUCGCAGGAGGUACUCUUUUGACUUCUGCAGCUUUGAGCCACCUGAAGGUGCUGCACUUGCCUCCAGCAGAGCCAAGCGGGGACAUUGCCAGAAGCAUGUGGAUGCUGUCACUGUAAAGACUUUCCUUGCACAAGAAAACCUGAAAAAGCAGAAGCACCGUCGCAAAAGGAAGGGCAUUCAAAGACGAGAUGACCUUCAGUUUUUAGCUGACCUUGAGGAACUCAUUGACAAGUUCCAGGUCUUCCGCAUUUCCCAUCGCACUUACAGCUUCUGUCGUGAGAGCUUAUAUCCAAGCAUCUUCCGGGUGAACUUCAACAACUACUACCCUAUGCCAUACUUCCCUUUUGAUCCACUGCAUUAUCUUCGCAGGAAUUCGGAAAUCAAGCCUAAAAAGCGGUGUGGUAGGCCAGCCCAAGCUAAUGAGCCAAUGUCAAAAAUGCCUUUCAUCCCAGGAUUUAGCUAUCCCUUUCCCAGUGGCAAUUACUAUGCACCUUACGCAAUGCCUUAUACAUCAAUGCCGAUUGCCACCAGUAUGGUGAACCUAGGCUAUUAUGGCCAAUAUCCAGCUCCUGUGUACUUGUCUCAUACUCUUGGGGCAACAGCCUCUCCUUUCAUGAGGCCAGCCGUGCCACCACCCCAGUUCCAUUCCAGUGCCCAUGUAAAAUUAGCAACUUCUGCCAAACAUAAGAUCAAACUUGGAUCUCAGCAGAUGCCCUCUACUGGAAUGGAAGAUGCCAAGUCGUUGUUGGUGGCUCCUGCAGGUGGUGCGGGUAACUUGCCUAGUGUUCGGGUUCACAAGCGCAAACACAAGCACAAGCACAAACACACUGAGGACCAGCUCUCCAGGUCUGAGAGCAAAGACCUGGGUGGACUGUUCAGUGGAUCAAAGAACCGUUGCUUCCUGAGCCUUCGGAGUGACAGGCUGGGGGUGUCUGACAAUGAAGCCCCUUUAUCGAAACUGAAAGAUACGCUGCGGAACCAGCAAAGUCCGGGCACUCUGUUAAGAAGCUCCAGGAACAUCUUUGAAGUGGACAACCUCUCUACUUUAUCUCUGUCUGACUCACAGCAGUGGACGUGCACUCAUGAGCAGGGGGAACUGGUACAUGACCUCCAUGCUGCCUGCUCCCACCGGCUCUCCAAGAGAAUCCGGACCGGAAAGGAUCUGCCUUCUGACCUGCUAGGCAGGCUGCCGUCUCCGCAGGUGGCCCAAGCUGCCAUCAACAACAAGAGGCAAAGCUUGAAGGUGUUUGAGCUGUACAGACCGCAACACAUGGAGCCCUUCAGGAAAACCAGGAUGGAGAACAUGGAGCAAUCAUUUCACUGCCCAAGCCCUUCAUUGGAAGAACACAGUCACCCGGUGAAAAAGAUGUUCAAAAGAAAAGAAAUUGAGGAGAUUCAGUGUGAAGUGCGAAAGAGGUGUGCCUUCUCAAAAAUCCUCUCCACCAAGAAGAACCUGGGUCACGUCAACAAAAUUCUUAGGGCUAAGAGGCUCCAAAGGCAGGCCAAGACGGGCAACAAUGUGGUGAAGAAGAGACGGGGAAGGCCCAGGAAGAACCCCCUGCCCCUGGACCAGGAGCCCGUGGGCCAGAUGCCCGUGCUGGAGAGGUGCGUGGAUCUCCCCGAGAGGAAGGUGGGCCACUCCAGCCUGGCACCAGAACCCUUGGAGUGCUUUAGCCAGGACUCCAUCGUGGAUGCCAUUGAGUCAGUGGUCCACAUGGUCCAUAAGCAGCCUCAGGUGCCACCCACACGGGGCAGUAAACGUUGGUCCAAGACCCCAGAAGAGGCCCGGUCUAGCCGGCCACGGAGGUGAGGGGGGGAACACGAAGGAAGAGGGGUCACCGUCCCUUUGAACCAGAGAAGCCCUGGAUUCUUUCCAGCCUGCGACUCCUUUGUGCGCUCAGCACUGUGAUUGCUCCUUGCACUUGCAGCCUUUAACUAUUACGAGGUUUCAGAUGUGGAAUAUGCCGCUUGUUUGCUUUCCUUUUUAAAAAAAAAUUAAAUAUAACAGGAAAUACAUUGCACCUGAAUGACAGUAUUCCAACAAAGGCAUGAUAGUGUUGAAGUAAGUUGGACUGAAAAGCAUAUAGUCUCAGCUGUGGCCCUGCAAGCCUUUACCAGCAAGUAUGUGUCUGCGUGUGUGGGUGUCUAUAUACAGUAUAUGAAACUUUGGUAACUGGACCUUGAUUUUUAUUUCAUUUUUUUUUGUCAAAGUACAACAUAUUGAGUAUUCUGACCGCGCAUUGACAGAUGCUACUUUAUAACCACACUUGUGUUCAGACUUGUUUUGUCUCUGAUUCUAAAGGUAGAUGGCAAUACUGACAAGAGGACCCAUUGGAGGUCAUUUCUCCAGACUCAUUCACAAAGGGCCUAACUGUAUAUGGGACGCUUUCUUCUAAUAACAUGCCUUUUUUUUGUAUAAUAUUUCAGAAAAAAUAUAAGGCUUUUGUUGGUUAGUGACCAGGCAGGUUUACUAUAUAAAAACUAUACUACAUGUAGAAAUAUUAUGCCAUUGGCAGGAAAGAGUUAUUGUUGUUGUAUGUUAUUUCGUACACUUUAAGUUUACACCAAUUCUAAAUAUCAAAUGAAUCAGUUUCAGCACUUAAGAUACUUAAUACUUGUUGCCUUAAUUCAUUUUUGCUGGCUUUUGUUUGACACAAAUGUUAGCGAUGCAUUUUAAAUGCCAAAAAUAUAGCUUUAAUAUGCUGCCAGUAUGCCCUUCAAUUGUGUAUGGUGAUCUGUCAAUUUGGAAGAUGAUAUAGCCUACAUACAUUGAACUGGACUGUAUUCAGACCUGCAGCAUCCUAAGGUUCCAGUGAAAACAAAAGCAACCAGAACUAUAAAAGGAUUGAAUUCAAUCUCUAGACCCUAGUUCUCUGUCUUUAGAUUAUCUGGCCACAAAAUAUGCAGAAAUUAUUUUCUAUGUUAGUGGUUUAAGGCCUAUUUGUAAAGCAGGUAUAAAAAAGCCCUAUUAGAAUGAAGUUAUAAUUUGGUAGUCCUUGUGAUUCAUGAAAUUUGGACAAUACAUACACUUUCAUUGUAAUUGCCAUGUAGCAGUUAAUAUAACCAUAUCCAAGUGGCACAACAUUAAGUAUUUAUUUAGCUAUAACUAUGUAUAUAUUUUAAAGACCUGAAAUAGUCUGUAACACUAUAAUAGCCUUCCAUAAAAAUAUAAAAUUAGGACAACAUACUUGGUCAUUGGUCAUUUACAGAAUAUGUUCACACUGACCGGUAGAUUACAGUAUUACAGUAAGUAGGAAAAAUGCUACUUACUUGCACAACCCAUUGCAUUAUUGCACUGUACAAAGUAAUUCUCCUUUGAAAUUUGAAUGUUUGAGCGUGCUGUCACAAGGAAGAUGUUUGUAUUGGGCAAGUGUCUUGUCCCUUUCCCAAGAAAUGCACUAAAUACAUAUUUUAAUUAUACAGUCAUGACAAAGCACUUGAAUCAUUGGUUAUAUUGGUAGAAGACUACAUAUUUGAUUGGUUUCAGCCAUGUUGAUGCAAACUUCAUAGUCAUUGAAUAGUGCCAUGAAACAUAUUUUGCUGAUGCAAUAGUGGUUUUUGCAAGAAAUGCCUUGAUAAUGCAUUUUUUUCAGUAUUAACCUGUUUUGGCUGUAGACAACUAUCACCAAACUAAUCAGUAAUUUUUAAACAGAUAAAACAAGCUUAUAAAUAUAUUUACUGUGGAAUGUAAUUUACAAUACUGUUAAUUCACGUAUUUAAUGCAUACAAUUACUGAUUAUAUUGGAAGUAAUGGUAUAAAUGGUAAGAUACAUGUGAUACUGAGAAGUAACCUAAACUUACAAUGGGAAACCACUAAUUUAUCUCUAGCAAAUCAGGGCCAGGAAGAAUAGCACUCUUUCAGUGUAAAACCAUUUUGCAAUGAGGAUUGAGAGACUGCCAUUAUACAUUAACCAGAAUUCUUCAGCACAAUAUAAUGUUAAUGUGAAUUGAAAAGACCGAGUUGUAGAAAAAUAAAACAUUGCCUGAGAUUAGGUAUUAAUUGUUACGAGUUAUGUGUUCUACAGAUACAACUUAUUGAAAUACAAAAAUCCUUGAAUGGUUGUUUUAAGUAUCUUUUUAAAAAUGGCGUGAUACUUUAUGCAUACCACAAGCUUAUGAAUCAUUUCACUUAGGAAAAACUUACGCAAUAAUAUCUGAAAGAUCAAGGGCAAUACUCCGUGAUCCUUAUUUCAUUUCAACUGAAUAAUUUUUUUGUCAAGAAGUUGUAAAGAGCUUCAUAUUUUUUUUUACAUCUUAUUGCUUAUUUCCCUAUGCUUCAACUCUCUAAGGAUGUGCUCAACUUCGGAAAAAACGCCCUGCUGUUCAGUCAUUAUUCAGUGUUUUAUUGGAGUCCAGCAUGGACAGUAAGUCAGUUCACACUUUAUUUAGUUUGAAAAAUACAGUGGAUGCUCUCAGUAGCUAGCUCUGCAUGUAUAGAAAGAUGAUCGUUUUGUUUUACAGUAGUUAUUAAUGUGCCUUAUGUUUUGUUUCCAGAUGCAUUUCAUGUGUGGCAGAAGCCUAUGAAAGUAACAGUCGACUCUUAACAAGCUUCUGUUUUUCAUUGUGCCUUCUCACUGCAUAGGCUCUUAGCUUAUUUUAAAAAUCAGAUAUUAUUUGUUACUGUAUAAUAUUUAAAUUGUACAUAUUCCAUAAUGAAAUGUGUCAUUGCUGAAGACUGAAUUGUGUAUAUUUGAGUAAAUAUGGCCACCAAAAUAGACUGUGCCCUUGAAGGCUGCAGGUAAUUUGUAUUUAAUGGCAUCUACACAUCACUACUUUAUGUUUAAAUAGUUACAGUACUGGUCCUGCUAAUAAAAUAAUGACAUUGUAUAUCAAAGAUGAUGGAUGAUAUGAAAAGUGUUCGGUGUUUUUGUAAUUAGCGGUGUACUCCCCACACAUUCGUUGACAUAUUUGGUUUUUUUUUUGGUUUUUUUUUUUUGUUUGUUUUGGGUAUACCCCUUCACAAAUUGUAGGAUUGGUCCAGUGCAGCCAUACGCACAUUAAGAAUUUGUUUUUCACUUUCACAAAUUUUGAGCAGGUGUCAAUGUUUUGUGAUUGCAAAAAGAAACAUUUUGUGUAUUUCAGCUUGGAGCAAAACAAAACAACAGCAACAACAACUGCCUUAAUGUGUCAUAGGUGUGACUAAGCCACUGGGAUUGAGCCCACAAAGCAACUGGAUUUAUUUUUGAGAAAAGAAUGUAAUGAAAGUAAUACAAGUUAAAUAAUGUUAAUAAUUUUGUAACUGCAAAAUGUCACUAUCACUGUGACUGUAUUAUUCAAUGUAUUAGCAAAAUGCAGCUUUACUCUGAAUUAAGACCAUUGUAAAUAAUGUAAGUAAAUUAAGCUUGACUGCAUGGAUGCAAUCAAAUUUAAAUCAAAGUUGGACUGUUCAUAGGUUUAUGUCAUAACUCCAGCUGGCUCAGCUUAAAAUAUUGCUAAUAGCUGAACCCUGACAGGUCUGAAGUUGUUUUGUAUUGUUUCUCAGCCAUCAAACAUAAGUCAUUCAUUUUAGGUACAAAAUCAGAACUCAUAAACUUUAUUUAUAUGGGACUGAUUCUUAACAUCAUUUCCUUGCCAAAAAUUAAGAAUGAUGUCCUUGAUAAAACCCUAAGUAUUAAAUCUUUAGCUUUUGAAGCCACUAAAUCUUUAUUUCCUGUCUUUAACCAUCCUGCAUUAAAAAUGGAAACAUACCAUUGUUCAUUGCUGUUAAUGAUCUUAGCAAACGUAGGGGUGGAGUGUAUGUCUUCAUAAAUGUAUUUCCCUUCACCUCAUAGACCAAUCAAAAUGUCUCAUUUAUUUUUUACUCUACCCGCUUGUCGGUGCCUUCCAAAAAAAAUCUUUAUCUGGUUUUUAAACUUCUGCAAGGAACAGUGGGGUAUUUUUGAUGUGAACUGAACUGUGCUUAUGUAUUUGGUGUGAGCAAUGCUGAGCUACAGUAGCAUUAUUGAUUAUAGUGACAGUCUACAAAACUGAGAUUGUAACUGACUUUGAAAGGAACCGUUGGUAGCAAACUAAAAUCUUAUUGCUCCAUUCAUUUUAAACAUCUCAUCAUUUUAGAACAGAACUGGUGUUUAAAAAGAGCAUUCUAAUGAAAGUUUGAUAAUAAUAAAUGUAAUAAUGUACAUUUUGCAAGAGUACUGUGUAAGCUCUUAGACCAUGCUGGUAUAUUUAAGUUUGUAUACAUUUAGUGUUUUAACCUCUUUUAAAUGGAGUGUAUUUUUUCCUUAUUUGCAUGUUCCUUGAUUGUAUGUAUACAUAUUUUCAAAAAGCGUUUGUUGUAUUUCACCUUUGAGGAACACUUGUACAUUGUUUGAUAUGUUCUUUCUAAUUCAUAAAGCAUUUUGUACAUUAUGGAUAUUGAAACAUGUAUUUGGCAUAUACAUAGGUAUAUAUUUGGUAAAAUGCAUACAUACAUUUAUGGACACACACACACACACAUAUAUAUAUAUAUAUACUGGCAUGUUUUUGGUCAUGUUUUUUCAUGAUCUAGUUGUCUGAUUUUUAUUUAAUUUCCCCUUUUUCUUAAAGAAAAGCUCAUAAUUUUGCUGCCAUUUUCCUGGCUUGCAGUAUAGAGCACUUAAAGCUGAUCUUGUUCAUUGUGUGAAAAUAAAUGACUUUAUUGAAACCCA
Anguilla anguilla (European eel) is the source of this 9386-nucleotide messenger RNA. RefSeq names its product SET-binding protein-like. The transcript is spliced from 3 exons. The record is from RefSeq and is a predicted model, not a curated record. Lineage: Eukaryota; Metazoa; Chordata; Actinopteri; Anguilliformes; Anguillidae. Gene Ontology annotation, molecular function: DNA binding. The coding region runs from base 689 to 4570 and encodes 1293 amino acids.